Saccostrea echinata is the source of this 2609-nucleotide messenger RNA. Its product is annotated as cubilin-like. The transcript has 14 exons. The record is from RefSeq and is a predicted model, not a curated record. The coding region runs from base 1 to 2010 and encodes 669 amino acids. Lineage: Eukaryota; Metazoa; Mollusca; Bivalvia; Ostreida; Ostreidae.
AUGAUACAAAAUGAAGGAUACCCUGUUAACUAUAGCAAUAAUCUCAACUGCUCGUGGACCAUCCGGGCAUCCUCUAUGGAGCAAGUUAUCCUUACCUUUAAUACUAUAAUGGUGGAUGACUGCGAAACCUGUGAAUGCGAUCACAUUCAGAUUAGAGACGGUCCUCACAUUUCAAGCCCAAUAAUUGGUAGAUACUGUGGCGAGAUCACUCAGCCAUUUUCUGUCAUAUCAUCUGGAAAUGCCAUAACUGUGGAAUUCAUGACGGAUGUUAACAACGAAGGAGAAGCCCUGAAUGGAUUCUCAGCGAACUACACAUCCAUACCCAUGUGUGGUGGGAACUUUUCAACAAUGAACGGUACCAUCAUGUCCCCUGCUGUAAACAACAUGUACCCUCACAACGCAGACUGUGUAUAUCAGAUCACUGUUCCCCCAAUGUACCGAGUCUUUUUCAAAGUAGAGAGAUUAAUUCUGCAAGACAAAGGCGAAAACAACAUCUGCUCAGACUAUCUGGAGCUGAAGGAGUCUGCGAGCGGUAUAGACUUGGGCAGAUAUUGUGGAGAAAUGGACAGGUUUAGCGUUAUAACAUCGGGAAACACAGCUUGGGCUAGGUUUGUCUCCGACAACGUCACCACAUCACAGGGCUUCACCGUGUUCUGGGAUGCAAUAGAUUGCACAAAUGAAUACACAAGCGCCACUGGAAUGAUCAGCUCUCCAAGCUUUGGGGGUUUGUACCCUUCUAAUGCCAACUGUACAUAUAAUAUCACGCUACCAGAAAACAAAAAUGUCUUCCUGAAGUUUUCCCUGUUUGAGCUAGAGGAACAGGCUUUAGAGGACGCAGUGGAAAUGCCUGGGCAGGAUUGUGCGGACAGUCUUGAGAUAUAUGACUCUGGAAGACAAUUGGAAGCUUACUGUGGCCUCAGAGACCCAUUCAGUAUUAUAUCUACAACAAACAUGUUGUUUUUGACAUUUACAACAAAUUUCCCCUUCAACCGUCGAGGAUUCAUGGCGGAAUAUGAAACUACGGAUGCUCUCAUGGUGCAUACUGAUUACAAUGGUUUGAUCACACCUCCUCUGUAUCAAUUUAUGUAUGCGCAUAACAUUAACAAGAAUUUCACCAUCAUCAGACCACAAAAUGAACCAAUCUUUCUAACGGUGAUCAAUUUUGAAGUACAGGAGUCAGUCAAUGGUACCUGUUUGGAUUAUCUUCAGAUAGGCAUUGAAAGAACGUGUGGAGAACAAGAUCCCAUGAUGUAUCUUUUCUAUGGGUCUGUAUCGUUUAGCUUCGUAUCUGAUUUGUCCAUUUCCGGUGCUGGUUUCCAAGCCCAAUAUGACGUGUGCAACACGACCAUCACUGACGAGUCUGGUAUGCUUCGCUCCCCUGGUUACCCCGCCGUGGUAUAUGAGAAUAUUACAUGUAGUCACACACUCCUACAAACCUAUCAACGAAUGUUCGUCAUCGACUUCACAGAUUUCCAACUCCCUCCCAAAGUCAAUGGAGUCUGUGAAAGCUAUGUCAAGAUAACUGACCUUCAUACUGGAGACAUUGGGAUCACGACAGAGAGCGGUGGUCAGAUGAUGAUGGAGACUAGACUGUGUGGAAAUCGAGGUCCUUUUAACGUCACAAUCAAAGCCAGGGAGAUUAACAUCAUGUACAAGUCCCUAUUCUCAAGGAACACAUUCGGUUACCGCAUGAACUUUACAAUUUCCGAUAUACCUUCUACUACAACUUCUACAACAACAACGCAAAUUCCCACUGAAACGACUGUUGGAGAUGGUGGACCAGGGACCACACUCAACAAUUCCCUUAGUGUUCCAAUUAUUGUGGCCAUCAUUAUUAUCAGUGUCCUCCUGUUCAUAAUUGCCGUGAUUUGUAUCAUAAAAGCAAAGAGCUCUCAAAAUAACACCGGAAGUUUAGAAAUGCUCUCAGUGCGCAGGACCCGACAGUCAACGGCCGUGUUUAACCCUGCAUACGAGUCAAACGACGAGUUGAACAGGGGAGAAUUCAAAUAAACCGUCUGUUCGGAUUGAUUCAGAUCCAAUACUCUGUUGCAGCUUUGAGAUCUAUCAAAAUUGUGAAAUUUUAGUGUUCAUAUUUGUUAAACUGUGAUAUGUCAUGAUACUUCAUCACCGACCUUUUAAACAUCCGGUUGUUGCUUCCAUAGUAAACCUGACGACAUCAUAAAUACGUAUGGCAUUUGCAGUAAAAGGAAACGUUACAGUCAUAAUAUUUUAAUCCCAGAGUGAUUUACCUUUCAUUGUGAUAGAUCCUUGUUUAUAAUAAUUUCCACCAUAUCAUAAUCAAUUCUUAUGCAAGUUCACUAACUCUUUAAGCGGAUUAUGGUUAGACUAUUGCUUGUAUGGCAUCCGGUAUGUAAUCUCAUUGGAGGUGCUGAACAUAUAUAGAAAAGAUACAAAUCAUUGCUGUUGUAUAUAAAUGUAAAUCUUGUCUCCGUGUUGCUGAGUGUGUGAACUUUUAUGUAUAAUAGUAUAUUGUAAGCGAACUUGAUUCGUCUUUGGUGCAUGUAGAUCCGGUGAUUUAUAAAAGAAGAGUUUUAUGAUAGUUAUAUAUAUCUUUAAAAAUAUGUAAAUAAAAUAUUAUUUUAACUUUG